This is a messenger RNA of Sclerotinia borealis F-4128, 1719 nucleotides long. NCBI's taxonomy places the organism in Eukaryota, Fungi, Ascomycota, Leotiomycetes, Helotiales, Sclerotiniaceae. The record is from the annotation of a GenBank genome assembly.
AUGGCGGCGCCAAUAUGUUCAAAGUCGAGAGUAAUAUCACUGAUGAUGACUUCUCUCUUCAUCUCCCUUGCAUUGGCUGAAACUAAUGCCAUUUCUCUCCAAUGGUCGAAUACAAGUUAUGGUCUUGAUGGUCCAUGGCAAGCUGUUUCAAUCAGUAUUGGUACACCUUCUCAAAAUAUUGACCUUCUCCCAGGCGGAUCAUGGUCAUCCAAUAUCUUGAGCACUUCAGUUUGUUCUAACUUUUCAGAUUGUCCAUCGCUAAAUGCUGGUCUUUUCAACUCACUUUCCUCGUCUUCUUACACGCAGAUCAACUCUACUGGUAUCAUUUCCAAUACUACAUUUGCAAGUCAAGCUGGUGCACUACCUAUACUGUCUGGUACCGCUAAUAUAGGACUUGAUACCUUGAUAGUCUCCAACGAAACAGAUAGCUACUCCAUCGAGAACUUUGAACUCCUCGUUAUUGAGAAUGCCAAUCAAACCCUAUCAAAUGGAACAACAUAUACACCUCAAAUCGGAACCCUUGCCUUAGGUUCUCCAGACCUCACUCAAACAUUCUCCUCAAAUCUCACUGGUCAAUUUCUUUCCUCUGGUUUAUAUUCCAAAGGUAAGAUCCCAUCAAAUUCCUUCGGUUUACAUAUUGGUUCCGCUUCAAUUGGUAUUCCCGGAAGUUUGGUGCUCGGGGGAUACGAUCAAUCUCGAGUAUUAGAAUCUUUCACUGCGCAGCAAGGCUACAACGGUACAUUUCCCUUGUCACUCGUUGAUAUAUCUAUUGGUACUGCUGCCGGCUACUCUCCAUUCAACUUCAACUCUACUAAAUCCGGGCUUCUCUUCAACGCGGCAACAGCUGCCGCCUCUAACGACUCACUAGCCGUGGAUAUUGAUCCCUCAGUCCCGUAUCUUUACCUUCCAACAUCCACCUGCGAUAUUCUCGCCUCUCACCUCCCCAUAAUCUACAACGAGGACCUAAAUCUCUUUCUCUGGAACGCUACAUCUCCACUCUACAAACCUAUCAUCUCAUCACCCACCUACCUCGCCUUCACAUUCUCUAACACAGACUCAGAUAACAAGAAUACCCAGACAUCUAUCAAAAUCCCCUUCUCCCUCCUCUCACUUGCACUAACAUCCCCUCUAUCCAACACCUCCGAACCCGUCUCCUAUUUCCCCUGCCAGCCCUCCUCCCUCUCCUCCGGAUCUUGGGCCCUCGGUCGCGCAUUCCUUCAAGCUGCUUUCUUAGGAACCAUAUGGACAAAUUCGUCGAACAUGACCACUUCUUCCCCUAAUCCUCCAUUCUUUCUUGCUCAAGCACCUGGUCCCGGUUUUGCAAAUGAAAAAUUAAUAGAUUUGCAGCCGGAUUCUACUUCUCUCAAUAUCUCAAACAUCCAGUGGAAAGACACCUGGUCCUCUUACUGGACACCUCUUACCACUCCUUUCGAGCUCUCAUCCCCGACAAUAUCCCCCUCCCCAUCCCCUUUAUCUUCACCUCCCUCUUCCAAUUCCCACCUCUCUACCGCCAAAAUCGUAGGAAUAUCCAUCGCCGGCGCCACCCUCCUCAUUUUCCUCCUAGUCGCCAUCUCCUGGAUUUGUAAACGCAAAGCUAAUAUUGCAAGAGCGGAGCAAGAAUUAGAAAAAGAAAAAGCGGUUGAAAAGGAAAUAGCAAUGAAAGAGAAGGAGAGACAGGGUACUGAUUUGGGAUGGAUCAAAUUGGAAGAUGAUCCUUGA